This is a messenger RNA of Musa acuminata AAA Group (dessert banana), 3293 nucleotides long. Its product is annotated as protein LONGIFOLIA 1-like. The coding region runs from base 789 to 3140 and encodes 783 amino acids. The transcript has 2 exons. The record is from RefSeq and is a predicted model, not a curated record. Gene Ontology annotation, biological process: regulation of monopolar cell growth. Lineage: Eukaryota; Viridiplantae; Streptophyta; Magnoliopsida; Zingiberales; Musaceae.
UGAAAUCCAAAGAACAUCUCAUGCUUGAGCAAUGCACAGUGGAAGAACAAUUAGAAAUUUCGCAAAGCAAAGAAGGAAUGAGGAGAAUGACAGGGUGCAACUGUAGAACUAGAGGAUCUCUCCACCGGAGAAGACCAACUAUUUUCUCUCUCACAAGCAUCACAUGCCCAUGCAAACUGCUUGAGACCCCUUUCCCUGUGUUUAGUAAUCUACAUCACAAAGCCCUCUUCUCCCACUCAUCCAUGUUCGACAGUCUCUCAGCUCUUCCCGACUAGAAUCUUCCCCCAUGGGAGUAGCGUAAGCCUCAUAAUUCCCUCUCCUCCUCCUCAAACAAUUAAUCUCUCGGAUCCAAAUUCCACUCACUCAUUUGUGUUCUCUUAACAAAAUUCAACCAAGACAAAACAAAGAGAGAGCUUUUGUCGUGUUAAUGGAGGUUUCAUGUAUUUAUAUGACGUUUCGAGUGUUGGGUCUGCGACUGUAUUGAAAUGCAAGAGUUAAUGUACUAUUUCCUGCACAUAGUCGAAAGUUCUUUCGAGGGUGAUGAUUGAAGACGAGAAAGAAGUGGUUCGAUCCUUCUUCCUGAUGUUCAAAUGAUCACAAGAGAGGUUCUCUGAGCAAACGCAGAAUCUGAUCGGUCCAGGACUUUGCAACUCCACAGCUCCAAGUAGGCGCAAAGUCUCUGUCCAGGUCUUCAGAGAUUUCUGCAACGACAUUUUGCUUGAUCCUUUUUCCUGGAGUGGAGCAAGAGGAGAUUGGAGAAGCUUAAGCUACCUGCAAAGCUGCUGAACAUGUUCGCCAAAGAAAACCCAGACCUGCAGAAGAAAAUUGGAUGCGCAACGGGGAUCCUUCAGAUGUUUGACCGCCACCAUUUCCUCACUGGGAGGCACCUCAAUGAUCACAACCACAAGAAGCUUCUUUCAGGCUAUGGUCUCCAAAGCAGCAGAGAGUCAGAGCAAACUGCAUGCUUCUCACAGAUUCUUCAGGUACUUUUCCAGUCUCGGAACAGUCACUACAAUGUUUUGUUCUGUCUCGACAUCACUGAUGGAUACGAGUUCACCAUGCAGGAGAAGAAACUAAGCAAGAACUUGAAGGGGAACCGGAGAGUUCCCAUGGAAUCCUCAUUGGCUUCUUUUUCCUCUUCAUCCAGCUCAUCCUUCUCUUCCCAUGAAUACAAGAAAUCAUCUCAACGAGAGGCCUUCGAUAGAACGUUCUUCCCAGAGAGGUCACUCGAGAAUUCACCGAUGUUUAGGAAUUCCCAGAGACGUCUGUCGAUGGACUCCCAAGAUUACUGCAAGUCUGCUGCCAGACUUGGAGAGAUCCCGAGACUGUCACUGGAAAGCAGGGAAAGUUUACUGAGGAGUUCUAACUUUGGUACAGAUACCAGUUUGUUCUUGGGGGACUUGGACAGAACUAAGACGACUCCAAGAGUCUCCAAGGCUUCCGAUCUGCUUCAGGAUCGAAGUCGUCAAGUACGACACCCCAGUGUUGUGGCAAAGCUCAUGGGAUUGGAUAAGAUGCCCGAGUUGAAUCCAGCAGCUGCAAGAAAAGACUGUGUUCCUUUCCAUGAACCAAGACCCAAAGGAAUUCGGGGUGCAAGAAGCGAUCAAUCUCCCCGCUCAGUUCAAAGCAGAGAUUUGAAUCUCGAUAGAUUGCUAAAACUCAAUUCAAGUAUCAUGACUGAUCAGAUGCAGCAGCAGACUGAACCCAUCUACAAAAGAGUGGAGGGCAGGAUCAAAGAUAAGGACCUCAGGGCUCUCAAACAAAUGGUACACGCCAUGCGUGAGAAAAGGCUUGCACAGACCAAGAAAAGGAAUGGCCACACUUGCAAGACUUCACCGCCGGAAGAUGAUGCAGAUCGUACCCCGACACGAAGCAAUCCGAGUCCGAGGUCGCCCAAGGCCCGGAAACAACCAGCGAAAGCAGGUGGUGCUCCAAAAUCCUUGGAGCCGCCAAUUGCAAUCAUGAAGUCCGAAAUGUCACCUGGAGCUCGUGACUCGGUUCUGCUUGAAGGUCUACCGACUCCUGCGAAGCUGCGUACAGGUAGCACAGACGAUAGAAGAAGAGCUUCUGCAAACAACCACGGCGACAGAGACCACACUCCCAGAGUCAGACUCCGGGAGACAGAUAAGCAAUUCAGUAGAAGGGCUACGCUUCGUUCAAAUCAAACACAGGGUAUAUCGAAGUCCCAGCAAUCUCUUGGAACCACUCUGAACCCGAAACUACAGCAGAGAAGAAAGGAAGCAGAGAAGAAAUCAUGCCCACCUACUCCAUACUUGAGCAAGGCCCAAGCUCAGUCCACCAACAGGCAAACACUUGAGUCAGUUUCUCCAAGAAGCAAACCAAGGCUGAAACAAUCUCAAGUACGAAAAAACAAAGACCAGAUUGAUGACAGUAUCCGUGAGAUGAGGGGUCUCCGGUGCAGGGAUGAUGAAGUUUCUCCAUGUUCUUACAAAAGUAGGAGCUCGGCAUCGCAGUCAGCUGUCUUGCAGCAACAUAUAGAGAGCCCAUCAAGCAGGGCUGCCCACAACCCAGCGUUGGUCUUGAACCAGAAGGAGCUCACAAAUAUUGAUGCCAUGCAUAACCCAGAUCACAAAUAUGUGACUGAGAUGCUACUGGCAACAGGAUUUCUGAACAAAGACUUCCGAUUUGGACAGGCGAGCUCUGUUCCAUUUCAGCGACUGUCAUCAGACCAAGCUAUCAACCCUGACUCGUUCUCUGUUCUUGAGCAACCAAAGCAUGACUGUCCCUCCAACAAUGACCGGAGAAACCACAGGAAGCUUGUUUUCGAUGUGGUAAAUGAGAUUCUAGCUCACAAGAUGGAAUCGUUCUCCAACGGAUUGCUUCAGACAAGGAAACCAAGUGGCCAACAUUUACUAGCAGAACUGUGCUCCGAGAUCGAACGGCUUCAAGCUGAGAGCACAAGGUCUACGAGCUCGGAGGAUGAUGUCAAUUACAUUUCCGGGAAGGAAGUUCUUCAUCGAUCCGAGUGGGUUGACUUCGACAUGGAGCAACCAAGAGUGGCUUUGGAGAUCGAGAAGCUGAUAUCUGAAGAUUUGAUCCAUGAAACUGUAAGCGAUGCAACUGAGGCUGUUCUCCGGGUCAAGACAGGUAAGCUAAGAAGACAGCAAUCUGCCCAAUGACUCCAUCUCCUCUUUACUGUUGCCAGAAGUAUAUGAGCAGAUAGUGACUAGUAAUAAAUAGCUUUAUCCAUUUACAAAUCUCGUGCAAACAUUGGAUUUGCUCUCUUACCAUGGAAGGUUGAUAUGUCACAGGUUUGAUCCUCCCAAGGCUUG